CUCGCCUUCAACGGAUCAACUCGAAGUGGGAAACCGUUCGCCAUAGCAGAGAGCAGGAUGUGUUGACCGUAAACACACCCAAAUUCGUUCGCUAGCAAUAGAUAAUGACGAUUUUAGUGUGAAUAAUAGCAUUAAAGGCAACCGAAAGCCAUCCCAAACGCACAAACUAGCCGUAAGAAGUCGAAAUUUAGUGAUAAUUAGUGCAAAAAGACUGUUUAAAUUGUGAUUUCGUGGGUGACUAUAAAUAGAUGGGACAUUUUCUUAGCAGUUUUUUCUUCCUUGAUUACGAUCCGUUCAAGUGAAGCGCGCGCCGUUGUGAUUGGUUGAGUGAGUUCACGGGUAUCGCACGAGGGCCAGAGUGUGUGAGUAAGUACUGUUGCUGCAGUACUGUUACUGUUAUAUAUAGCGUCGCGUUUACGCACGGGAUGCAAUCGGCGCGGGUGUGUAUGUGUGUAUUCUGUGUUUUGUAAUGUCCUGAUGCUCAACAAAAACAAAACACGGCUAGUAAAUAUACAGCACGAUAACGGAAGGUGCAUUUCCAACGGUGUUUUCUAGUGUUAAACAAAACCGAAGCGUUUAUUCAAACCAUUUAGGGUUGGUCGCUCGGUCGCAAUGUAGAUUCUAAGUAGUGUAGUAAGAAGCAUACUGGAAGUCUCGUGAGCAGCAAAAUUUGUGAAGAAAAAAAACGUACAACAAUAACCACAACAACGUCAUCGAAAGCAAAACCCACAACGUUCAGCAGUGCUGAUAAAAUAGCAAAAACGCAAAAAGCCAAAACAACAUUCUGAGAUUGCAACGUAACGCACAACGUAAAACAAUACUCCCACUUCCACAAUGACUGAUUCGAACGAGCUGCUGCACCUGCGCCUUUUGCGGGAUGAGCUCGCCGAUCUUGACAUCGAAGACAUCCAGGACGAUCUGAUCAAUCGGGCCAUCUUCACCGGUGCAGAUUGCGCCGAACUCCUGGCGGAAAAGAAUGAAGACCAUCGGCUGGACUUGAUGUUCACCAUCUUGGAGCAUAAGUUGCACAGCGGUAAAAUCAUGAUUGUGAAGGACUUUCUAGCGACACUGGAACCCUUCUACAAGUGGAUCGUCGACCAGCACGAGGAAGACGUAAAGAAUGGAGUAACCGGACCGAUCAGUCGCUAUCUCUCCUACCGAAAUAGCGCCACACUGCCGAAUAUAGAUGAGUUGAAUGUUUACCGACGGCAGGAUCUAUGGCAAAUUCAGAAACAUCUCAAACAGUUGAAACACGGUGUUAAUGGCCAGCGGUAUCUGUUUGUAUGCGGAGGCUUUGGCACUGGAAAAUGGACUCUAGUCAAACAGGCAUGCGAAAACUAUUCGAUCGUCGAGCGAAUGGAUUUCAACAUUUUCUAUCUAAACCUUGCAAACUGCAAGGCGCCAGAACAGAUUCUUGAGUUGCUCGAAAAUCUGAGCAUCCAAAUGGAAACGGAUUACAAGUCGGAUGAUAUAACCUACAACGGUAAAUAUCCCACCAACGAGAUUCAGUUGCGGAAACGUCGCUUGCUUCAGCUGUUCGAGGAUCGCUUCCGCAACAGUCUGUUGAUUCUAUCGCAUGUACGCGAUCCCAGACUGAUAAACUCGUUCGAUCUGAAAUGCAAAACCUUGGUCAUCACCAGCAACCAGGAAGUGAUCAAAAGCGUCAACGAAAAUGAACGAUUCGUGUACCAAUUGCGUGACGGUUUUACAGAAAACGAGAGCAUGGAACUAUUCGGAAAAGCCCUCCGUUUGAAAUCUGACCACUUGCCAGCGGAAGCCCAUGAUAUUCAUCACACGUGUAAGGGGAAUCCAUUCGUCAUAAAAUUGAUCGCUCGCAAGAUGUCAGAGUAUGGUAGCGCCUACAAUAACGUCUCCAAUAAUGUUCCGGUGGUGAAUAUUUGGCGUAAGCUGGCGCUUGAUUUAAAGCAGGGGUCGCUAACUAUCGAAAACAUGACAAUCAAAUCCAUACUGGAAAACCUAAGCCCCGAAGAACAGGAGGCCUUUAAAAGUUUAGUCAUCUUCAGGGAUAACGUUAAGAUUCCUCAGAUUGUCCUACAACGCUACUGGAAACUGACGGCAGAGAAGACAGAAGCCCUAACCACUAAGUUGAUCAAUAAAGGACUUCUGGACAAGCGGUACUGGAAAGAUCAGCAGAUUGUUUACGUCUUGCACUAUGUGUGUUAUAACUUUCUACUAAAAGAAAACUCCGGUGAGAAACAUGCUAACCUCCAUCGCCGAUUGGUCGAAAGUUAUAGGAUUGACGAUGCACUCAACAAUCGCAAAGAGCUUGAUUUACUACAGUUUUUCCCAAACGACAACUACUUUCACUUUUAUAUCGCAAAUCAUCUAGAAAAAUCAGAAAUGUUUACAUUCUUUUCGAACUUAUUUUUGGAUUUCGGCUUCCUGGAGCAGAAGGUUCGCUACACUGGUCUGCCCAACACAGUCGGUGACCUGCGGCUGUAUCAGCAGUACAUUUUCAACGACGAGCGUGAUCCAGAAGCGUACGCUGAGGUGUUGAACGAGUUUCUUAUGGGUGCCGAAGUUCUUCUCUCGAAAUCUGCAGACACGUGUUUGCUGCAGUUGGCGCUCAACACACCCGGUUUGAUCGCUGAGAAGGCGGAACUACAAGCACUUCAGUUUAACAAUCGUGUUUGGUUUCGUGAUAUCGAUCACACUCAUCAGCACCAGUUGGUACUAAUCCGCAAACCACCGAUCAAGGUUCGAUUCCAAGAUUCGAGUUCCGCAUUGGUGAGCCUGGAUGACAACCAAAUCUCGCUGGUUGAUUUAUCACCGUGGUACUCAGCACCGGCAAUCAAUUUCCGAGGAAAUCAGGGCAGCGUGAAAGAAAUGCAUAUCGCAAAUCAGAUGCUGAUUGCUUUAGAUGAAGCUGGAUCGUUGAACGUGUGGUCCAUGAAAAAUGUUCCGUCGGAUCGAAACGCUAGACAACAUGAUUUGGGCAGCGGAAUCAUUCGAACCAAUAAUCAGAGCCUGCGACCACAAAAUGCAAGUGAUCGAUUUUCGAGUUUCUGUCUAGUGUCGAUGAAGAAUCCAUCAUCUACCGCCGCCGCUGGCAACGUAUGCGAAAUGUUUGCGAUAACCGAAAGCGGUUUUCUGUACAUCUACAGCGGCCUGAAUAUGUUCAGAGAAAACACGAAAUUCGAGACCAAAAUAAGUAAUACGUACAUCGUCAAACCAUUGAUAGACGAUCCGUCCCGAAUACCAAAAAUUCUACUGCUCACGGAAACUAACGUCGGUAUCAUUUUCAACCUUAACUCGACCAGCAUCGAGCACAGCUUCGAAGAACCUCGGGUGAUCGAUGUUCACUAUACAAAAAAUGCACUGGUUUUUGUUUCGUCCAACCAAAUCCGACUGCGUGAGCUCAAGCGCAAUAAUCGCUAUCGUCUUGAAGCCGACAACCCAGAGGUCAUCACCGAGACGCCAUCCCAAUAUCGUAUAACCUGUAGUGCCAUCUCCGAUGAUUACCAGUAUCUCGUCCUAGGUACCACCCAGGGUAUCUCGAUAUUCAGUAUUCAAGGUCAAUAUGAGGUACUGCGAACUAGCAUUAGCCACAGUAUUCUCGACGUUGAUAUCUACUCACUGGAUGAUGAUCAGUAUCGCUACAUACUGAUCUCGUCGUCCGAAGACAGCGGAAGUGUCAUCAACAUGUAUUCGUUGAUGGUAACUCCUUCCAACCAGCUGAUUAGCAACCAGUUUCAACUGCAGGGAAGUACCAGUUUUUUAGCGGAUCUCGAUCAUUCUCCAGUCACGAUAAAGACUGUAGAUCGUAAACGUAUCAUCCAAGAGUUACAGUACAGGGAUAAGGACGACUUCUACACGACGCAACUUGUGGAAAAUACACCUCUAAACAGCGAGGUGAAGCACUCUGUACGAAGCCGAUCGUGCUAUUACCUCGGUCUUAAAAAUGGUGAAGUAUUACGGCUCAACGAGUGGGCCAAUCCUGUCGAAGGACCACAACCGGAACUUGUUCUAAAUCUAGGUAAAACCAUCAACGUACUUAAGUACUACGAAAAACUGCAAGUCUUGGUGGCAGCUUCGGAGGACAACUGUAUCAUUCAUUACGAAGAGGAGUCUGAUCUGGAGAUCAAAGGAGAGGUCUGCGAGUGUUAUCUGUCGAAUGAUCACUAUUUGGUGCUGGUGUACGAAAAUUGUUCUAUAGAGAUCCUCAAUGUACAAACCAAGGAGAUUGAGUUCCAACUCGCUCAAAGCCUUACAUACGGAGCAUCAGUUUGCAACGAGCAAUACUUGAUCAUCUGUACGACCAAUGGUGCUAUUUAUCAACUAGGAUGCCACAUAGAUGGAAACCAUAAGCUAAACCCCCAGAAGCAACAUGUCUACGGGCAACCGGAAGAUGGUCGACCAAGAAGAAUUUCUAGCUGUUCCCUGUCUGCCCAUGGCGAGCUACUAGCCGUUGGCUACAAGCGAGGAGCCAUCGAGAUUUAUAACACAGAAGAACGUAAACUCAUCACGACGUUGGAGUCUCAUAAGUUCGCCGUCGCUUCGCUUUAUUUUAGCCCUUGGCAGGAUCCCAAUUGUCCGCAUAUUUUGGUCAGUGUAGGCGAGCAGAUUGUCUUUUGGAAUUUGGAUUACGUAAUCAAUAACCCUCGACUGGAUCCAACUGACUUCAAGCGACGCUCCAAUCGCUACAGGAGUCGAAGCUCGCUUACCUCACCCGCAAUCGAAAUUCACCGGUCAUCGCAUGGCAGUUCCGGAAUUGCAUCCCCACUGGCAGCGAGCCCCGCCCGAAACGGGUCUCUAAUCUUCGAUUUCAAUGAAGCCGGCCGCCAAUGGAUAAGCAAAAUCGGACCAUCCGACAAACCUCACCUGCUGAGCUCCAUCAAACUGAUUGGUUCGGCACAAAAACUGACCUACGAUAAAGAUUUCAGCAAAUUUUUCACCAUCGACGACGAAGGUUACCUCUAUUAUCUACGACUAUACGAACCAGGACGCGAACGUUCCAACCUAGCUCCACCGAACGGUUUGUUCCACAUCUGACUACCGACCCGAUGGGCUGCUCGAAUAGUGCUAACCUCAGUUUACUAUAUUCUAGUGUAUAUUUUCUACACUGCCAUGUUAAGAUAAAUCCGAACGUGCCAAUUUUUAUAGACUUCAUUCGAUGUAGAAAACAAAUCAAAACGGCAUUUUAGUUCGCUCGAGAGUUGGCAUGACUUAAGUGAGAGUAUGUAGCAUGUAAAAAGACACGCAACAACAAAGUGUGAUAAACUUUUUUUUGAAAGUGAGAAAAUUUAAAGGGAUAAAUUGUCAAAAUCGUUAGUCUAUUAGGCGGAACAAUUUUUAAUCAAAUUUUAGGCGAACGCAUUAGAAAAAAGAUAAAUAGUGAACAAAAUUUUUAACUCAAAAUUUUAAUCAUUCGGGACAGAAAAAAAGCAAUUCGAUUAUAAGACUAAAAUUAGAACUUUUCAGUAUCGUUAACGUUCAAUCACAUUGAAAUGCAUUUAGUUUUGCUCAAAUUAGUGCAACAGCUGCAGUUAUUUUUUUUUACUUUACUUUACUUACUCUAUUUCUAUACAACCGAAAAUUAUCUCUUAUGUUUAUUGAUUGUUACAGGUUAAUAGAAUUGAUUUAGAAUAAACUUAUUUGAUCAAGUAA
Molecule: messenger RNA, 5628 nt
Organism: Wyeomyia smithii (pitcher-plant mosquito)
Lineage: Eukaryota; Metazoa; Arthropoda; Insecta; Diptera; Culicidae
Gene: Dark
Exons: 6
Coding region: 835-5013 (1392 amino acids)
Molecular function (GO): ADP binding; protein binding
Source: RefSeq, a predicted model, not a curated record